This is a messenger RNA of Lycium barbarum (goji berry), 927 nucleotides long. RefSeq lists its product as uncharacterized. NCBI's taxonomy places the organism in Eukaryota, Viridiplantae, Streptophyta, Magnoliopsida, Solanales, Solanaceae. The transcript is spliced from 6 exons. The record is from RefSeq and is a predicted model, not a curated record. The coding region runs from base 1 to 927 and encodes 308 amino acids.
AUGAGUACACCAAAAACAACAGCAGGACAGACACAAGGGGACAAAACAAGCAGUGGAAAAGCAAAGCAAUCCAAUGUGGACAAAACUAUGUCAGCACAUGAAGAUCAGGAAGAAACAAAUUCAUGUUUAAUGGAACCUUUUCAAGAGGCUGCUAGAAUUGAAGAAUAUAGGAGAAGAAUUAGAAUGGAACAUGUUAUGGUCAGUGUGUCUGGUAAGAUCUGGGUAUUUGUGGAAGAUUUGUUUGAUAUUCAGGUUAUAGUAGAUCAUCCUCAACAUUUAGCUAUCAAGUUGAGUGUUAGGGAAAGUCAGGAUGAGAUGAUAGUGUCUUUGAUAUAUGCAAAAUGUACUCAGGAGAUUGAAGCUUUAGAAGAGGUGAUCAAGGUACAUGAAGCACAGUUUGAGGUACCACAAAUGAUACCUGAGGAGGAGAACAGACUCUUGGAAGAUAUACCAACAAAAAAGGAAGUCAAGGCUGUGGUCUUUCAACUGAAUAGGAAAAGUGCUGAUGGACCAGAUGGUUUCACUGGACUUUUCUAUCAAACAUGCUGGGAAAUCAAUGGGGAAGGAUAUAACUAUUUGAGAAACUUUAGCAAUAAGAUUUUCUCCAGAUUGCUACAUGAGAGAUUGGUGGAUAAGCUUGCUGAUGUUAUUUCUCUAAAUCAAUCAGGUUUCGUUAAAGAUAGGAGCAUUGUGGAGAAUGUUUUGUUGACUCAAAAUAUUGUGGAUGAUAUAAGACUAUGGACAAAAGAUGCAAAUGUGGUAAUGAAGCUCGAUAUGGCUAAAGCAUAUGAUAGAGUUUCUUGGAUUUUUCUGACUAAGUCCUCAAGAAAGGUAAAGCAAGGGGACCCUUUGUCCACUACUUUAUUCAUUUUGGCAACUGAUGUUUUAACCAGGAAUUUGAAUACUACAUCAGAAGCCUCAUUUUAA